Molecule: messenger RNA, 1563 nt
Organism: Kwoniella shivajii
Lineage: Eukaryota; Fungi; Basidiomycota; Tremellomycetes; Tremellales; Cryptococcaceae
Exons: 12
Coding region: 1-1563 (520 amino acids)
Biological process (GO): carbohydrate transport; transmembrane transport
Cellular component (GO): plasma membrane
Molecular function (GO): carbohydrate:proton symporter activity
Source: RefSeq, a predicted model, not a curated record
AUGGCCCCUAGAAGUAGUAAGAAGGCUUUGACAUUAUGCCUUUUCCAGAGUCUGGCGGGAGUGAUUUUUGGGUGGAGUAAUUCGGAAGGAAGUGGUCUAUUCAGUAUGGAUUCUUACCAGAGACGAUUUGGUACUUGUGACGCUGCUGGUGCUUGCGUCCUCACAACGACCAGGCAAAGUGCUAUCACUGGAUUACUGAGUGUCGGAGCAACCAUUGGAGCAGUUGGAUCUGGUACAAUCGCAGACAAAUUUGGUCUUCGACUCACGUGCUUGAUGUUUAUUGCUGUAUAUCUCGUUGGAGCCGCUAUCGAAACUUCUGCCAUGAACACCUACGGCCAAAUUUGCGUGGCCCGUCUCCUGACAGGUCUAGGUGUUGGCGCCACAUCCGGUUUGGUACCUGUCUUUCAAGCCGAGGCAGCUCCUCCUCGGUUCAGAGGUUUGGUGACUGGGUCUUUCCAGCUGUGCGUUACCCUCGGAAUCUGGGGUGUAUCUAUGACCAAUUGGGGAAUGAGUUCGUAUGCGGGAGACGUAUCUUGGCGAGUCCCCGUUGGCUUGCAAAUGGCUUGGGCUGUUCUUCUUCUCGUAGGGUUCGUCCUUUCUCCUGAGUCACCUCGGUUCCUUGCCAAGAAGGGUAAAUGGGAUCUUUGCCGCAAAAAUUUGGCGAACCUUCGAGGACUGCCUAUGGAUCAUCCUGAUAUCGAGGCAGAGAUGAUUGAAGUAAGAGAAGCAAACUUGAAGGACCAAGAACAAGGUGCAGCCAGCUACCUCGAAUGUUUCUCGACAAAAGACCGAAUCCUCUGGAGAACUAUGAUUGGUGUCUUUGUCCAGAUUGGUCAGCAAAUCACCGGUAUCAACUUCUUCUUCUCAUACGGUGUCCAAUUCGCCCAAACUGCUGGUCUUGCCAACACCUAUAUCUUCCAAAUUAUCUUGGCUUCCGUCAACGUGCUAUUCUCGUUCCCCGGUAUUCUCGCUGUUGACCGGGCUGGAAGACGACCCGUGCUUCUCAUCGGAGGUGCCCUCAUGUUCAUCGGUCAAAUCGUAGUUGGAUCGGUAUCUAAAGCCUAUCCCGAUGACAAAGUUGCUGGUGACGUUCUCAUCGCCUUUACCUGUCUGUUUGUCGCUAGUUUUGCCUCAAGUUGGGGACCUGUUGCAUGGGUCGUCUGCGGUGAAACCUUCCCCAUUCGACUCAGUAGUCUUUGUGUUACUUUAGGUACCGGUGCCAAUUGGCUCUUCAACCUUAUCAUCGCUUUCGCUGCGCCUCAAAUACAAGCGAUCAUAGGAACGGGCAUCACCUUUGUCUGGGCUGGAUGUCUCGCUUUAUCUUUCGUCUUCGCCUAUUUCUGUAUCCCCGAAACCAAGGGAAUGUCUAUUGAGGAAGUUGAUGCUCUCUACCUCUCGGGGUGCCCAGCAUGGAAAUCGUCAAACUUCAAAGCUUCUCAAGCUACUACCCAGAAGAUAGCUUCAGAAAAGCACUAUGCUCGAUCUACACACAGAGAAGGUGAAGAAGGAAAACAAUCGCAUCACACUAGCGCUAGAACGAGUGCUGAAGGUACCAUGGUGUAA